This is a messenger RNA of Aspergillus calidoustus, 2055 nucleotides long. The record is from the annotation of a GenBank genome assembly. NCBI's taxonomy places the organism in Eukaryota, Fungi, Ascomycota, Eurotiomycetes, Eurotiales, Aspergillaceae.
AUGGAGUCCAGAUCGAACCGCAAGCCCGUCCGCCAGGGCAAGCACAUCACCCGGGCGUGUGUUGGAUGCCGCCAGCGCAAGACCAAGUGCGACGGGGCCCGGCCACAGUGCGCCAACUGUGGGCUGCACGGCCAGGAGUGCCUGAUGCCCCAGGAGGUCGAUAAGCGUACAGUGCCAUCGCGAGAACGAUAUGCCCGCCUCGAGCAAUACAUCCAGUCGCUCGAAUCGGCACUCGUGAGCAAUAGUAUCGAGCUACCACAGCAGCCCGACCCAUAUCCCACCCCACGCUCCACGUCCAUGCCGCAGAAUAGAUUCGAGCGAGCUUCAACUUCCAUCGAAGGGGAAGUCUACUCUCCCGCGGCUGCGCAAAUCGACUACUCUGCAGGGCUAGACUCGUUAAGCGACCGGUUUGGUUCGCUGCAGCUGGCGGAGGACGGCCAGAUGCGGUUCUUUGGGGCGACCUCGAAUCUUCAUAUCCUGCAUGUCGGCAUGUUUCCUCUGAACGAUUCCAAAAUCCGCUCGGUAUACGGCAAAGAGAAUGAUAUCCUCCAGCGGGCCGGUCUGAGCGCGCACAUCCCAGAGGGGCUGGAGGACCACCUCCUGCAGUUGUACUUCUGUUGGGAGAAUCCCAAUAUCCCAGUGGUCGACCAAGAUGUGUUUUACGCAGAGCGAGCCAAGUACAGAGCGACUGGCCGACCGACUGACCAGUAUUCUGAAACCCUGGCCAAUGCCAUGUGCGCCGUCGGAGCAGCCCUCACCCGGCGACAUUCCCACGGCCUCCCGGAACCGCUCAGCGAGCUCUUCAGCCGUCGAGCACAGGCCCUGCUGGAUGUUGAGAUGGACGCUCCGGCUCUGUGCACCGUUCAGUCCUUGGUCAUCCUCAGCGGCGUGGAGGCCUUCCUGACGCGCGACGCUAGGGGCUGGCUCUACAGCGGUAUGGCGAUGAGACUCGCAACGGACCUUGGGUUGCAUUUGAAGGCCGCGUCAUAUCAAAAGGACGCCCAACUUCGCAAGCUUGUCUUCUGGGGUGCAUAUAUCCACGACCGCAUGUGGAGUUUCUACGUCGGUCGACCCGAGUCCCUCGACGAAAAGCACAUCUCCAUCGACGCCCUUUGUCGGUCGGAUGUCGCUCAAGAGGAUACUUGCUGGCAGCCAUAUAUCGACGAUGCCACCCAAUCCAAUUCCGGGGCGCUCCUCGGUCUUUUAGGCGAUGUCGCCGAGCACACGGCCAUGUUAUGUCGAAAGAUGUCGCAUAUUCGUCAGGUCUUAUACCACACACCUCACCCAGACAGGGCGGAGAUCAGAUCAUUGCAUACUGCUGCCGGUAAGCUGAGAGUUAAUCUUGUCUCUUGGGCACAAGCAUUGCCGGUCAAUCUGUCCUUACAGGAGGCCGAGACUCGCUCCCAACGGCCGCCGCAUGUCCUCCAAUUCCACAUGCUGUACUACGCAAUUCUCGUGGUCAUUGACCGGCCAUUCACCCAUGGCCGGUCCGAAAGCCUUCCAGGCCUGACGCGCGCCGACGUUGAAGAGAGCCACCGGGCGUGCACCGAUGCAGCGGUCGCAAUUGUCGACCUUUUGCAAGAGUAUCGCCAGCUGUACGGGCUUCGACAGAUGAACAUUCAUACCGUCCAUUUGAUAUUCACCGCGGCGCUGGUCCACAUCCACAACGUCUAUUUUGCUCCCGGCGAGCCGACACGGAUGGCGGCGCGUAGACACCUGCAGAUCUGCUGCCAGGCACUAUCGGAGGUGGGCCCAGGAUAUAAGAACGCACUGCGGGCGCUCGAGAUUGUGACCAGCAUCAAGUCCGAGUUUGAGAGCCUGCCGGAUCGCCGCACGCGUCAGGGCAGUCAUCGCCCAGCGAGUAAGAGAGUGCGCCUGAGCCCGAGCAACACCAGCCCAGAUGCACAGUUCCCGGGGCCUCCAACCCUCGACGGGCUGGAUAUGCUGCAGGAAUGCUUGGACAUGUCCCCGUCCUCGACCCUGAUCGGCAGCAAUCCGCUGUUUGCAGAGCCAUGGGGCUGGAUCUCGCCUUCUGAACCGUACAUGACUAGAUAA